ACCUUAGCUUAGAUGUCUUUGUCUUCUCCACCUCAGCUAGUCCCGUAUCGCGAUGUGGUUGAGUUCGAAGGUGCUAUUCAGCAUCUGUUGAAGAAUGUGAGCAGGAUGCCCCUCUUCUUGUUCUUCAAGAAGUCAAGGAAUAUCUUCAAGAAGGAUGAGCUAGGCCUAGAAAUAGCAAAGAUUGCGCUUCCUGCAACACUGGCUUUAGCAGCUGACCCUGUUGCUUCCCUGAUUGACACUGCGUUCAUUGGCCACAUAGGACCUGUGGAGCUCGCUGCUGUAGGAGUUUCUAUUGCUGUGUUCAAUCAAGUAUCCAGGAUUACAAUAUUCCCACUUGUUAGUGUUACAACUUCUUUUGUUGCUGAGGAAGAUACUAUUGGAAAAUUGAAUGCAGAAGCACAAGAAGAUGAAAAUCUUGAAAAGGGUUUUACUACAAAUAAGGAAAUGGAAGAGCUGAUACAUCUAGUCAAAUCUUCAUCCAAGAUGUCAUCCAUAAGCAGUGCUUAUACACAAAGGAGCGAAACUGAGCAUGAGAGAAGGCAUAUUCCAUCAGCUUCUGUGGCAAUGGUUAUUGGUACUGUGCUUGGGCUCAUUCAAGCUUUAUUCCUCAUUCUGGCUGCCAAACCUAUCUUAAACUAUAUGGGUGUAAAAUCUGAUUCUCCUAUGAUAAGGCCUGCUCAGAAAUACUUGACAUUGAGGUCAAUUGGUGCUCCUUCUCUUCUUCUCUCUUUAUCCAUGCAAGGGAUCUUUCGAGGAUUUAAGGAUACUAAAACUCCAUUAUAUGCUACCGUUGUGGGAGAUCUAGCAAACGUGGUUUUAGACCCAAUAUUUAUUUUUGUAUUCCGUAUGGGCGUUAGUGGUGCAGCCAUUGCUCAUGUAAUUUCCCAGUACUUGAUUUCCCUGAUACUCUUGUGGAAAUUAAUUGAAAAAGUUGAUCUGUUGCCACCAAGUUUCAAAGAUCUACAAUUUGAUCGGUUUCUUAAAAAUGGAUUUCUGCUAAUGGUAAGGGUAAUAGCUGUAACAUUUUGUGUGACCCUAUCAGCAUCAUUGGCUGCAAGGCAGGGGUCAACAACAAUGGCUGCAUUCCAGAUUUGCUUGCAGAUUUGGCUGGCCACAUCUUUACUAGCGGAUGGGCUCGCAGUUUCUGCACAAACAAUCCUUGCAAGCGCAUUCGUGAAGAGAGAUUAUGACAAGGCUAGAACCACUGCCUCUCAUGUAUUGCAGCUUGGCUUCAUUCUGGGGCUAGUGUUCUCAGUCACAAUUAUGUUUGGGUUACCUUAUGGUUCCAGAUUAUUUACAACAGAAGUCAGUGUUUUGCAACUUAUCAGUGUAACCACUCCGUUUAUUGCAGUGACUCAACCCAUCAAUGCAUUAGCCUUCAUUUUUGAUGGAAUCAACUAUGGAGCAUCUGAUUAUGCAUAUUCUGCCUACUCAAUGGUUGCAGUGGCAGUAAUCAGCAUCCUGUGCUUGUUCAUACUUUCCUCAACUCAUGGUUAUAUUGGCAUCUGGAUUGCUUUAUCCAUUUAUAUGAUUUUGCGUUCUUUUGCCGGAUUUUUUAGGAUAGGAACUGGGGCGGGACCUUGGAACUUUCUCAGGGUUUGAAUGGUAUUCUUUCAUUCUUGUAAAUCCAAAUGUUGUUCAUUUGCAUGUGUUAUUUCGAACAAUCAUCUUACUGGGAUAAGCAGAAAUGAAAAAGCAUUCAGGAAUGAUUGGUUUGUCUUCAUUCCUGGUAUCUUCAAACAGCAUAUGUAUAUAGUAUCAGAGUAAUAAUAUAUGAAGGCAGUCAAGCCAUCAUGUUGAUAGAAGCAAGCUGCCACUGGUAUAAUUUGGUGUAGUCAGCUAGUCAAAUAAUAGUCAGAUCUUUCCUGGUUGCUACUUGAGUGAAUGCAACAAUUUCUACUCUUUUUUUUUUUGUUUGGUCCUCUCUAAAGGUCAUUGGACUGAUGACCUAAAAGCUUGAACUGUCUUAACACUAAGUCAUAAAUUCUAUUGGCUACAUGAGUGUUAGCAAUUUCC
Messenger RNA from Mangifera indica (mango), 2016 nucleotides. Its product is annotated as protein DETOXIFICATION 42-like. The transcript has 14 exons. NCBI's taxonomy places the organism in Eukaryota, Viridiplantae, Streptophyta, Magnoliopsida, Sapindales, Anacardiaceae. Gene Ontology annotation, molecular function: antiporter activity; xenobiotic transmembrane transporter activity. Bases 13 to 1602 code for a protein of 529 amino acids. Gene Ontology annotation, biological process: transmembrane transport. The record is from RefSeq and is a predicted model, not a curated record. Gene Ontology annotation, cellular component: membrane.